GUGGACGGAGGACGGUAUGGCCGAAAACGGAGGAGUGAAGAUGACAAGGACGGACACACUCCACUCUACGACCAGUUCCACGGGGACGCAGAGGAAGAAGAGCCAUCAUAAUAAGAAAGUGGUACAGGGUUCUGACAAGGUCCAGAGAGCGCCCAGAGCCCUUUACUGCCUCAAACUCAACAACCCUAUACGCAGGGCUGCGCUCUCCAUCGUAGAGUGGAAACCCUUUGACAUCUUCAUCCUGAUAGCCAUCUUUGCUAACUGUAUAGCGCUGGGGGUGUCCAAGCCUUUCCCUGAGGAAGACUCCAACUCUACCAACCACGAUCUGGAACAAGUGGAAUAUGUGUUUCUGAUUAUCUUCACCAUCGAGACCUUUCUGAAGAUCUUGGCUUACGGCUUAGUGAUGCACCCCAGCUCCUACAUUCGCAACGGAUGGAACCUGUUGGACUUUGUCAUUGUCAUCGUCGGGCUGUUCAGUGUCGUCCUGGAGACGAUGACCCAUAAGGCCACUGGGGAGGCUGCGUCGACCCACCAUGUGCCAGGGAAGCCUGGAGGUCUGGACGUCAAAGCUCUCCGAGCCUUCAGAGUACUGAGGCCCCUACGGCUGGUCUCAGGAGUACCUAGUCUUCAGAUCGUAUUGAACUCCAUCAUGAAGGCCAUGCUGCCUCUGCUCCACAUCGCCCUGCUGGUCCUGUUUGUCAUCAUCAUCUAUGCCAUCAUCGGCCUCGAGCUGUUCAUAGGACGGAUGCAUAAAUCCUGCUACUACAUCGGCACAGACAACUAUGCAGAGGAUGACCCUGUGUAAGAAUUAUACUGUUCUCUGUACUCUACUGAUACAUUUAUAGUCUGUGCGUUUGCGGGUCACGGCCGUCAGUGUGUAGUGAACGGGUCUGAGUGUCGAGGAAAGUGGGCUGGACCCAACGGAGGAAUCACCAACUUUGACAAUUUCUUCUUCGCUAUGCUGACGGUGUUCCAGUGUAUCACUAUGGAGGGGUGGACCGACGUUCUCUACUGGAUGAAUGAUGCCAUCGGGUUUGAGAUGCCCUGGGUUUACUUUGUCAGUCUGGUGGUUUUUGGCUCCUUCUUCGUCCUCAACCUGGUUUUGGGUGUGUUGAGUGGAGAGUUCUCCAAGGAGAGAGAGAAGGCCCAGGCGCGAGGGGACUUCCAGAAGCUGAGGGAGAAGCAGCAGAUGGAGGAGGACCUGUCUGGAUACAUGGACUGGAUCACACAGGCUGAGGACAUGGAUGAGUUUGACGAGGAUGGAAACAGACUUGCGACACUGGGGGAUCUGUCAGACAAGAAGAAAGGGAAGUUUGGCUGGUUCAGUCACUCAAACGACACACACGCAAGUCUGCCAGCCAGUGAGACAGCCUCUACCAACACGGAGAAUAUAGAUGAGGAACACACUGAUUGCUGUGCCGCCUGCUGCGCUCGAAUGAUGAAUAACAGCUGCUGUCGAACGUUGCGGCGGUGGAACCGGGUGUGUCGGAGGAACUGCCGCGUGGCGGUCAAGUCGGUGACGUUCUAUUGGUUAGUUCUGUUUCUGGUGUUCCUCAACACCAUCUGCAGCGCCUCAGAACACUACGACCAGCCAGAUUGGCUCACAGAGGUCCAGGACAUAGCCAACAAGGUUCUGCUGUCUCUGUUUACGGUGGAGAUGCUGUUGAAGAUGUACGCUCUGGGGACGUCUCAGACCGGCUACUUCAAAGCCUUUUUUAAUCGGUUCGACUUCUUCGUGGUGUGUGGAGGCAUCACGGAGACCACUCUGGUGGAGCUGGAGAUCAUGCCGCCUCUCGGCAUCUCCGUGCUUCGCUGUGUCCGACUCCUCAGGAUAUUUAAAGUGACACGUCACUGGACAGCUCUGUCCAACCUGGUGGCCUCUCUGCUCAACUCGAUGAAGUCUAUCAUGUCCCUUCUCCUCCUGCUGUUCCUUUUCCUGAUCAUCUUCGCUCUGCUGGGCAUGCAGCUGUUCGGAGGGAAGUUCAAUUUCGACGAGACCCAGACCAAGAGGAGCACCUUCGACACCUUCUCCCAAGCCCUGCUUACCUGCUUCCAGAUUCUAACAGGUGAGGACUGGAACUUAGUGAUGUACGACGGCAUCAUGGCGUACGGAGGGCCCGUCUUCCCUGGCAUGAUCAUCUGUAUCUACUUUGUCAUCCUCUUCAUCUGUGGUAACUAUAUCCUGCUGAACGUCUUCUUGGCUAUCGCUGUGGACAACUUAGCUGGAGGAGACGGUGACACGAAGAAAGAAGAGAAGAAAGAGGAGGGGGAAGCAAAGGAAGGGGAGGGAGAGAAUGGAGAACUGAAGAUUGACGUUGAUGAUGAGACUGAGUAUGAGGAAGAGGAGGAGCCUGAACAGACAGAAGAGGCGGCAGUAGGCAUCCAGCUGAACGUAGCAGACAUCCUCCCUCCCAAGGAGAAGGUUACACCAAUCCCAGAGGGCAGCGCCUUCUUCUGUCUCAGCAAGACCAACCCGAUCCGUCGGGGUUGCCACUUCCUGAUCCACCACCACAUCUUCUGCAAUCUCAUCCUGGUCUUCAUCAUCCUCAGCAGCUGCUCUUUGGCCGCAGAGGAUCCCAUCAGAGCACACUCCUUUAGGAACAAUGUUCUGGGCUAUGCAGACUAUGCCUUCACCUCUAUAUUCACAGUGGAGAUUAUACUGAAGAUGACGGUUCAUGGAGCAUUCCUCCACCAAGGUUCAUUCUGUAGGAACUGGUUCAAUCUGUUGGAUCUCCUGGUGGUCUCUGUGUCUCUGAUCUCCUUCUUCCUACAUUCGAGUGCCAUCUCUGUGGUCAAGAUUCUCAGGGUACUUAGAGUACUCAGGCCUCUACGAGCCAUCAACAGAGCCAAAGGACUGAAGCAUGUGGUCCAGUGUGUGUUUGUAGCGAUCAAGACCAUCGGUAACAUCAUGAUCGUCACUACUCUACUACAGUUCAUGUUCGCCUGCAUCGGAGUCCAGCUCUUCAAGCAGAGCACCCACAGGUCAACAGGACUUAGACUGAAACAUUGA
This is a messenger RNA of Oncorhynchus tshawytscha (Chinook salmon), 3010 nucleotides long. RefSeq names its product voltage-dependent L-type calcium channel subunit alpha-1F-like. Gene Ontology annotation, biological process: calcium ion import across plasma membrane. Gene Ontology annotation, molecular function: high voltage-gated calcium channel activity. Gene Ontology annotation, cellular component: voltage-gated calcium channel complex; membrane. Lineage: Eukaryota; Metazoa; Chordata; Actinopteri; Salmoniformes; Salmonidae. The transcript is spliced from 25 exons. The record is from RefSeq and is a predicted model, not a curated record.